AUGGAUCUCCCCAACAAUUCCAUUGUAAAUCCUCUUGCACCUCCACCCACUCAGUGGGAAAAGGGUGGGGGCUGCAGUGCUGGCCAGAAUGCAAAACCAAAGUCCAAUGUCGCCCCACCACCCUACAUGCCUCCCAUUGUGAAUGGUCCUAUCCCAGCUGAUAUGCCUCCAAAUCCCAUCCCUCAGUCUUCAACAGCAGUAGCAACACCUGUCUUCCAUCAGCACCCCACAGACUCCCAUCACUUUGGUUUCAGUGUUCCAGCUCAACAGCGAGGUCAUAUCAUGCCUCCUGGGAUGGAACCUGACCUUCAAGUGCUCAAUAAUCCUUAUAUUGCCACGAUUUGGGGAGACCAAGUUCCCAAUAAUACAUCUCAUCCACCAACACUGCAGCCCAACUACCAGUCUCAGUUUAUCCCCCACCAGCUGCCUGCUACUGUCCCCAACUCUUGUAUUGACCCCUCCCUUGAUAGCUCACUCUCAUCAAGACAAACUUUGGCAACCACUGAUGUUCACCACAAGAGUUUGGAGAAGCUGUCAUCAGAGGGCUCCUCAGAAGAGGAGUUGGAGUCCUUGAGUAAUAACCCCUUGGACACAGAGGUUGGCAAGGUCUCCAGCAGUGAGUUUGACAAAGAUGAGGAUGAUGCAUUUGGAUGGGGUGCAACAAAUCUUAGGCAAUCAACUCAUCCUGGCUUCUCCCAAGAAAUGAUGACAAGCAAUCCUAUUUGCCACAAUUCCUUACCCCCUGACCAUGAGUUUCAGUACUCACACAACAAGGAUGACAAUGCAGCUCUGCAAAGCUUACAAUCCAAGGACAAGGCUCAGCCAGAGGGUUCCCAAUGUGGCACUGUCGUUGACAUUCUUGAAUGCCACCAUCACACUAAUGGCCAUCCUGUUCCCAAUCAUGAUCUUCUGACCCUUGCACAUGACUCGGUCAACAAAAUAUUUCAGUGUGCCAGAGCCCCUCAUAACUCCAAGAAAGCUAAGGAUGAGGACCCAUUGCCUUCACAACUGAGAUUUUACAAGGCAGUAUGGAAGGACUGUCUCAAAGAUGCUAAGCAAGAAUGCAGGGCUGCACAUGCACUUUCUAACCCAUUCCCAUCAAAAUCUCAUGACCUCAACCUCUCCAUAACAGAGGCACUCGUCACUGUCAUUGUUGAGUGGAAUCAACAUGGUGUACAAUUUGAAGAUGGUUACUGGCCUGACCACAAGCAAGAUAUGGCAUGCCUUCUCCUUGGUGAUAUAUCUACCUGGCAUUUGGAAUCAAAGUUGGUUACACUGGCAACCACACCAUCCACAUUCAACCUUAUCCCUCCUUCUGAUGUUGCACCAUGGGUUCAUGUACAAUGGAUAGAGACCGCUGCCACAAAGCUCCUUGACAACUCACUUUUCCUGCAAGACAGUUUCAAUGAGAAUCAUCCUGAGUCCUUCAACAAUUCAGUUCCCCUUUCCUGUCUGGCUCUUGUCACAGCUGCAUAUCAUUGUGUGUUGGACAGAUUUGCGCAGAAUGCCACAGGAAAAAUGAUGCCUCAAUUCUCUGUCAAGGCUUACAAUUCCAUUUUCCAUGGCAUGAUGAAGGUGCUGAAUGACAUCCUUUGUAAUCCCUAUCACAGCACAAGGUUGUGUGAUCAGCUUUCUCAGUGGGUGAAGGAAGGAUGGGCUGCACUGCAAGAGGUUGAUUCAAAUGUAGAGAGGUACCAGCACAUUCAGGCAGUCCUUGAUUGA
Messenger RNA from Pisolithus orientalis, 1722 nucleotides. RefSeq lists its product as uncharacterized. NCBI's taxonomy places the organism in Eukaryota, Fungi, Basidiomycota, Agaricomycetes, Boletales, Pisolithaceae. Bases 1 to 1722 code for a protein of 573 amino acids. The record is from RefSeq and is a predicted model, not a curated record. The transcript is spliced from 10 exons.